GAAGAUCAUUCGAAUUCGAGCCGACGAAGGCGGCACGUCGCGCGAGAACUCGUUCCGUCCUUCGGUUCGUGUUUCGCGCUUCGCGUUUCCGUAUGUGUCUCGAAACUACUACGCAAAGAAAGAGUCCGAAAGAGUGAAGACAGCCGCGUUACCGCGGCGGUGUGUUUUUUUUUCGUGCCAACGCGUCCCCCGUCAAAAGUUACAACACGCGCGACACACAAUGUACUCCGACGGUCACGAAGUGGACGGCAGCUGGGUGCUGCGCGUCUACGUGACAGAUCUGCAGGUCGAAAGGAGUUUACGUGUGAAGGGAGAACUGCACAUCGGCGGUGUCAUGCUACGCCUCGUGGAGGAUCUCGAUAUCGCCAUGGACUGGUCGGAUCACGCGCUUUGGUGGCCCGAGCGAAAUCACUGGUUGACCAGGACGCGCAGCACCCUGGACCAGUACGGCGUCGCGGCGGACGCGCUUCUACAUUUCACACCGAUGCACAAGACCCUGAGGGUACAACUGCCGGACAUGCGCUGCCUCGACUGCCGUGUAGAUUUUUCCGUCAAGACGUUCAACGCGAUCAUCAAUUUGUGCAAAGAACUCGGUAUCAGACAUCCGGAAGAGCUCUCGUUCUGCAAACCUCUCGAACCGAAUCAUCUGAAGUACAAUUUGAAGGAUCUACCGUCCAAGAAGAAGAUCGAGAAUCAAAAGAACGGCCACUUGAAUGUGCCAGCCGACACGAAUACCUUCAUCCCGGCCAGUCAGAGUCCCAGAGGAUCAACGGGGAGCUUAGAUCAAUCGAAUCCAUUCAUGUGCGCCCCGGUCACGCCCAAUACUAGAAAUCACAGCACGCCGAUCAGCUCUCCCGUCACUCAUACCAGCACGUGGAAGAGAAACAACAACUCUCCUGGCUUCGGUAGCACCGGCUCGUUCAACGCCAACAACAGCACCAUGAGUCUCGAGGCGUUAAACGGCGGACUGUCGGACUCGUUGGCGCAAAGUCCGAUGUCGAUCUCGCCGGAACUGCGAACAAAGCUGAUCAGGCCGAAGAGUCUGAUCGAACGGGCGAGGAUGAACGUCGCUUGGUUGGAUUCCUCGUUGUCGAUCAUGGAACAGGGCAUUCGCGAGUUCGACACGCUCAGGCUAAAGUUCAAAUUCUAUUCCUUCUACGAUCUGAAUCCGAAGACCGACGCGGUCCGAAUAAACAUGAUCUACGAACAGGCCAAGUGGCAACUGCUCGCGGAGGAGAUCGACUGCACCGAGGAAGAGAUGCUGAUGUUCGCGGCGCUUCAGGUACAAGUGAAUCUUCAGGCGAGCGUGCCGCAGCCCACGUACGACAGCAACGGUGCGACCUCGCCCGUCGAGGACGACAUCGACGCGGCCUUGACGGAUCUGCAGGUGACUCUGGAAGGUGCCAACGUCAGCAACGGUCCUAGCGACAUCACGCAAGUGCCCGAGCUUUGCGACGAAUUGCGUUUCUUCAAGCCGAAGCGUUUCACGCUGAAGGCGUUCAAACGUUAUUGGUUCACGUGCCGUGAUCUUCAACUCAGGCUGUAUAAGAGCAGAGAGGAGGCGGGCGGUUCGGAGUCGCCGGUUUACGUAAUUAAUUUGCGUGGUUGCGAGGUCACACCGGACGUGCACUUGUCGCAAGGUCGCUAUGGAAUUAGAUUAGAAGUACCCAGCGCCGAAGGCAUGACCGAGAUGUGGAUCAGAUGCGACAACGAGCAACAAUACGCAAAGUGGAUGGCCGCGUGCAGAUUAGCGGCUAAAGGUCGUACUCUCGCCGACGCGUCUUACGAAAGCGAAGUAAACAGUAUCAUAGCUUUUCUGCAGCUGCAGAGGCCCGCGCCCGCACCGGCUAUCAAUCCGAACGCUUUAGACAUCAUACCGGAAGACUACGUCGCGCCUAGAUUUGCGAAGAAGUUCAAAGGAAAAUUGGUUCAGAGGAUUUUGGAGGCGCACGCAAACGUCAAAGACCUGUCUCUCAUCGAAGCGAAGCUGAAUUACAUCAAGGCCUGGCAAUCCCUACCUGAAUACGGCAUUUCGCUUUUUAUCGUGCGAUUCACCGGUAAAAACAAGGACGAGCUGCUAGGCAUCGCCAACAACAGACUGAUGCGAAUGGAACUUCACAGUGGCGAUCACCUGAAGACUUGGAGGUACAAUACUAUGAAGGCGUGGAAUGUUAACUGGGAGGUGAAGCACAUGAUGGUGCAAUUCGAAGAAGAGAAUAUAAUUUUCGAGUGUCAAUCGGCCGACUGCAAGGUCGUUCAUGAAUUUAUAGGGGGUUACAUUUUCUUGUCGAUGCGUUCGAAAGAGGCGAAUCAAACGCUGAACGAAGAAAUGUUUCACAAAUUGACCGGUGGAUGGGUCUAACCCAAUGAAUAGUGUAUGAAACCGCGAAAUGGGUUUUGUAUCGUUCUCCGAAAAAGUACUACGAUAUAUGUAUAUGUAAUGUGUUCUGCCAGUUUUUUUUUUUUUUAUACGCGUUCGAUGUGUGUGGACUUACUGCAUGCUGGCUCUGGCGCUUGUAAAAAUAUUUAAAUCUGGUCGUAGUGUCGUCUCAUUUGUUUUUUAACGCUACUAUAUACGCUGUAAAUAGAACAAUGCGUCCCUUUCACAGGUGAGCGGAACAGUUUUAGCGAUAUUUUAUCUUUAUUCAACAGAAAACCACUUCGAAGAUAUAUUUAUGAUCGUGCAAUCGAAUUAUCUUAUUUAUAGAAAAAUCCAUAUAACACAGAGGUCCAGUGGAUAUCCAGCAAAUAUUCCAUACAUUUCGAAUAGAUAUCUAGGAAUAAUUUUGAGAUACACGGACGUGCUAUAUGGAUGUAAGUUUCGGUAACCGUCUCGAAGUCUACUUUUCCGUAAGGAAAAAAAGAUCAAGCUUUCUAUAUACUUACAAUUGUUUUAUAGACACGUGUAAAGUGUAUUUUACGAUGAUAAAUUGUAGAUAAACGUCUCUAAUUCUCUAUUCUAAAUUUUAUAUAACAAAGGGGUUUUUUUACCCUUCAUUUCUUCUGUUCUUAUUUCUCAAUGACGCGUAUAAAAUCAUCUAGGAUAGAAAAAUAAAUCGCGCGAAUUUUCUAACGUGAUUGUGUUGUCGCUGUUACAUGUUACAAGAAUGCGAAUUCGAUCGGAAGAGUAACACAAUUAUAAAUAGAGUAAUUUAAUUAAGAAUAGAGGAUAGUUUAGAAUAGAGACACACACAUCCACACACACACACACACACACAAAA
Pseudomyrmex gracilis is the source of this 3221-nucleotide messenger RNA. RefSeq names its product unc-112-related protein. Gene Ontology annotation, biological process: integrin-mediated signaling pathway; cell-matrix adhesion. Gene Ontology annotation, molecular function: integrin binding. Lineage: Eukaryota; Metazoa; Arthropoda; Insecta; Hymenoptera; Formicidae. Gene Ontology annotation, cellular component: cell-substrate junction. The transcript has 8 exons. The record is from RefSeq and is a predicted model, not a curated record. The coding region runs from base 221 to 2362 and encodes 713 amino acids.